This is a messenger RNA of Iphiclides podalirius (scarce swallowtail), 549 nucleotides long. The record is from the annotation of a GenBank genome assembly. NCBI's taxonomy places the organism in Eukaryota, Metazoa, Arthropoda, Insecta, Lepidoptera, Papilionidae.
AUGGACAAUGAUUUUGAGAAGAAGAUUGCUGAAUUAAAAAACAAAAUUAAAAGUUUUCCUGAUUUUCCCAAACCAGGCAUUUUAUUCUGGGACAUAUUCUCAGCAGUUUCAGAUGGUUCAACAUGCAAAUUAUUGCAAUAUCUGCUUAUACAAACAAUAAAGGUAAACUUUCCAGGAGUGGAAGCUAUAGUAGGGCUAGAAGCGAGAGGUUUUCUGUUCUCAUUCUCACUUGCUGCUGAGCUUGGUGUAGGAUGUCUACCAGUCAGAAAAAAAGGGAAGUUGCCCGGUGAAGUUGAGGCUUAUAAAUAUGAUUUGGAAUAUGGUUCGGAUAUAUUGGAAAUUCAAAAGAACACAAUACAACCAGGACUGAAAUGUCUUAUUGUUGACGACCUAAUAGCCACGGGUGGGACCAUAGGUGCUGCUACUAAGCUGCUGCGUAGCUGCGGUGCCAAUGUAAUAGGUUGCGUUGCAGUUAUGGAGUUACUCUCAUUGAACGGUCGUAAAAAUAUCCCAGAGGGUAUACCUGUGUGCUCAUUAGUGAAAUAUGAC